Molecule: messenger RNA, 2122 nt
Organism: Daucus carota subsp. sativus
Lineage: Eukaryota; Viridiplantae; Streptophyta; Magnoliopsida; Apiales; Apiaceae
Product: probable aminotransferase ACS12
Exons: 4
Coding region: 203-1666 (487 amino acids)
Biological process (GO): amino acid metabolic process; biosynthetic process
Molecular function (GO): L-aspartate:2-oxoglutarate transaminase activity; pyridoxal phosphate binding; aromatic-amino-acid:2-oxoglutarate transaminase activity
Source: RefSeq, a predicted model, not a curated record
UGUGUUUAAUUGGAAAAAACAAAUAUUAAAAAAAAAGCGCAACAAGUACCCGUUCUUCUUUUCUAGCUAUCUCUCUACGCAAGCAAGGCACCUUAAAAACACACAUCUAAAACACACGCACACGCGCACACACACUCUGUAUCCCCCGGAGCUUCCUCCUCAACUUUGGCAAUCCAUCAACUUCUGUACUCAUACAUACAUCAUGAGACUAGUCGUGCCUUUGCAGGGACUCAUAGUUCACGGAAGAGGCGGUUUAGUAUUAGGCUCACUCCUACCUUGUGCUCUCUUCUACUUCCUGCAAUUUCACCUCAAACGACACCGUUCUCCUGCUAAUUCCACUCCAUCCUCUUCAUCUUCGUCGCCAAUCCGCGCGCAGUUGUCAUCUAGGGCCAGCCCAAUCGCUAAGCCCAAUGAAUCGCCGUAUUACAUUGGAAUGGACAUGGUGCGCUCCGAUCCGUAUCACAGUCUCCGCAGUCCAGAUGGUAUCAUUGAUCUCGGGAUUGCUGAAAAUAGGUUGUCGUUGGAUUUGAUUGAGACUUGGCUUCUUCAAAAUUCAAAUGAUUCCUUACUGCAAGGAGGCUUGACAAUUGGUGGUCUUGCUACCUACCAGCCAUUUGAUGGAUUGAUGGAUAUGAAAGUGGCAAUGUCAGGUUUUGUUUCUGAGGUGAUUGGAGGAACAAUAUCAUUAAACCCAUCUCAACUGGUGUUAACAUCUGGUGCAACCCCUGCUGUUGAAAUACUCUGCUUCUGUUUAGCUGACCCCGGGGAUGCAUUUCUCAUUCCAGCACCAUAUUAUCCUGGGUUUGACAGGGAUGUAUUAUAUCGGACAGGAGUGGAGCUGAUUCCUGUUCAUUGUGGUAGCUCUGAUGGCUUCAUGUUGAGUAAAAAUACUCUUGAACAAACAUUUAAUCAGGCAAGAAAACGAGGGAAAAGAAUCCGUGGGGUUCUGAUAUCAAACCCUUCGAACCCCGUUGGUAAUAUACUAAACAGAGAGUUGCUCUACAAUCUCUUAACAUUUGCCGAAGAGAAGAAUAUUCAUAUUAUAUCAGAUGAGGUAUUUGCUGGGUCUGUUUAUGGAAAUGAAGAGUUUGUAAGCAUGGCCGAAAUUCUGCAGUCGGAAGAUUUUGAGAAGGAAAGGGUCCACAUAAUAUAUGGGCUGUCCAAAGACCUGUCUCUUCCUGGAUACAGAGUAGGGGCUAUUUAUUCCUGCAAUGAAAAUGUUUUGGCUGCUUCUAAAAAGUUGACAAGAUUUUGUUCCAUCUCAACUCCAACUCAGCAGCUACUAAUUUCAAUGCUUUCGGACAAAAGGUUCAUUCAACAAUAUAUAAAGAUCAAUAGAGAGAGGCUGACAAAAAUGUAUGAUCUGUUUGUGGAAGGAUUAAAACAAUUGGGGAUUGAGUGUGCAAAGAGCAGUGGAGGAUUGUACUGUUGGGUCAAUAUGAGUGGAUUAAUCAGUUCACGUGAUGAGAAAGGAGAACUUGCCCUUUGGCACAAACUCCUAAAUAUUGCUAAGAUAAAUAUUACUCCAGGAUCAGCUUGCCACUGCAUUGAGCCUGGAUGGUUCAGGUGUUGUUUUACUACCUUACAAGAAAAUGAUAUUCCUAUUGUCAUGGGCAGGAUUCAGAAAAUUACUCCAAUAGGCACAUCUCAAACUGGAAUCCCAUGAUUAUUGUAUUAUAGGAUUCUGUUCAUAUCUAUAAAGAUCAUAUAAACAUGAUAGGUAUCUCAAGGUUUGACACAUAUUCAGAGCAUAAUUGCAUUGUGAAGGAACUCAUAUUUUAGACAUGUGAUAUAUGAAAUGAAAUGAAAUUAAUGUGGACAGCAGUCUGAAGGAGACUUUCAACAAAAGUGGCAUUAACUAAAAUUGCAGAGGGACUUUCUUAACUUGGCUUCAGUUGCAGGUGCUUCUUCCACUUGCCCUGUAUUCUUUUGAUCUUGUUGACACUUCCGACCAUGCAACAACCGAGGGCACUUUUCUUCAUAAAUUCCUGCAAGUAAGAUAUGCAGGCAAGAGUAUAUCCUUGUAAAUAUUGUAGAAAAUAAGCAAAAGGUACCUUUGAAUUAUCUGUUUUAUGUCGUUAUUAUGUUCGAACUUGAUGAAAUUAAGAUUCAGUUUUUGUGA